AUGAUCAUAUCCUUUCGAUUCCUGUUUGCCUAUGUGCUAGGUGGACUUACGCUGCUACCAAUUACCGCCAUCACACUGUACAUCAUUUACAUUGUACAUGACAAACUAUUUAUCUACAGCCAAAAGAUAUCAACCGAAAACAAGACACAGGACAAGAGCGAAAACGAGAGUAGUACGGGACAUCUAUAUAAAGUGGGAUGGCUGCGGGUGUCUCGGGAUGAAGACCAAUCACUACCCGAUGCCUCAAUCGGUGAUAUGGUCAAGAACUACAUCUCUGGUAAAGCCAGCAAGAGAGAGAAUGCCAAUGUUUACUUCUCUGUCCUCAAAUACAAUACGCUUUACUUGUACGACUCUGAGAAACAAUUGGAUUGUAAAGGAGUUAUCAAUCUCUGCAACCACACUGUCCAAAUGCACCCACCAGGACUCCAGGACUACGAACUGUAUAGCAAGCCCCAUUUAAUCAAGCUACAACAAGCCGACGCCGAUGCUGCCUACUACAUCAACUGCCAUAAAUGCAUCGAUAAGGAAGACUGGUUCUUUGCCUUUUUGCGUGCAUCCAAGUCCACAUUGCCUAGAAACGAAUUCAAGCAUGACAAUACUCGAUUUGACCAGUCCGCCAUGAAUCACUUGAUUACCAUGGUGCAUAGUGAUGAGCAUCAUUUCCAGACACAGUGGCUGAAUGCCAUCCUGGGUAGAAUCUUCUUUGGUGUGUAUCGGACGCAGGACAUCAAGGACGCCUUGUACAAGAAGGUGAUUACAAAAUUGGACAAAAUUAAUGCAAAGAGACCCCCCUUUCUGGGCGAAAUUACGGUUCGAUCUGUAGAUCCAGGCCAUUCAUUACCCCGUUUUACGCAGCCCAAGCUGCUUGGCCUUAGUCCCACAGGUGAGCUCACAGCAGAGGCACACAUGCAAUAUGAUGGUGGUUUUCGCAUUGAGAUUGAGACGGUACUCAAAUGGAAAUACUCGGAUUUGCUGAGGCCGCUCACUGUAGAUCUUGUGUUGGGCAUCACACUGAAAGAGAUCCAAGGCAAACUACUGAUCAAGAUCAAGGAGCCUCCUACAAAUCGGUUCUGGUAUGCUUUUUAUGAAUGUCCAAAAAUGGAAUGGAAAGUGGAGCCUGUGGUCUGGGAGAAGCGAGUAGGCUAUUCAGUGGUUGUCAAGGCGAUUGAGACCAAGAUACAAGAGUUUAUCAUGGAGACCAUGGUGCUGCCUCACUUUGAUGAUAUUACCUUCUUCCCAACAGAUGGGGUGGGAGGCAUUUUUGAGGUACCACCAUCAACAUCACAACAACCAACUGAAAAAACAACAUCAGAAGAAAAAGACAAGGCCACCAAGACAAUGGAUGAUACCUUGUCUACAUCACCGCCAUUACCUACACCACCCGCCAAUAUCAAGAAGGCUCGCAAAGAUAGACACAAAGCGGAUGAGGCAUUACUGACGACAGCGAAAUCACUACCCGUGCUGUUCUCCAAUGUACCAGACCGAAUGCCACCACCUUCUAAAUUACGUAGCCAUGCCGUAGUAGACAAAGACAGCGAUCAUAUAUCCAACGCGAGCGCACCUACGUUAUUACAACAACCAUUAGAUACCCAUCAAAACCACAAUUCCCCCAUAUUGAUACCUGCUGAUAAACACCAACAGCCAACAAUAACAACAUCACCCUCAUCACUCAUGGGUCAGAUUGCAAUUCAACAUCCAAACAACCAUCAUGAUACAACAGCUCCUUCUUCCUAUCUAUCCACAUCCCCAGCAGAUGAUUCUUCAGUCCUCAGUUCAUCACCUUGCUCACUCGUCGAAGAUCGUGCUAUAUCGCAUGUAUUAUCUGAAGAUACCAACCUCAUUGUGACACCAUCCACAUCCUCUUCGCUCACAUGUGAUUCAUUAUCAAACAUACAAAUCACGUAUUCACAAGACAGUACCAGCAGUGAACAUAGUAGUAGUAAUGAUAGUCUUGCAGUGGAUCAUACCAAUAACAGCAAUGUGAAACUAAGGAAAUCGAGCUCCUUGGCUCUCCUUCGACCGAAAACAGGAGCCUCCACUGCAGUCAACGUAUCACCUGCUAUGGCUCAUAAGGUACAACAACAACAGUCCAUUUCAACAUCAACAUCAGCAUCUACUAGAAAGAAGGACACGGAUUCCAUCUCUGUCGCUGUUGUCUCUGUGUAG
This is a messenger RNA of Mucor velutinosus, 2166 nucleotides long. RefSeq lists its product as uncharacterized. The coding region runs from base 1 to 2166 and encodes 721 amino acids. The transcript has a single exon. Gene Ontology annotation, cellular component: endoplasmic reticulum. NCBI's taxonomy places the organism in Eukaryota, Fungi, Mucoromycota, Mucoromycetes, Mucorales, Mucoraceae. Gene Ontology annotation, molecular function: lipid binding. The record is from RefSeq and is a predicted model, not a curated record.